AUUCUCGCCGUUUUUUAUGAAAUGGAAUGUCGAACGAAUUGAGUAUAAGCAAGAAAAUUACAUUACAAGUAUUCUCUAUAUAUAAAAUUAUAUUUUGUAAUAAAAAUUAAAAUAAAAAAUUAAACGGCAAUUUUUGACUCCGUAGGGUAUCUUAAAGUAGUAUUAAGAAUCUCAUUUGAACUCCCCGACGUCAGCUGGUACAUGAGAACAAGCGAGCAGACAGAAAUGGCGGCGCUAAUGCAAGGUGUUCAGUAUGGUUUGUCAUCGCAAGGAACUUUUGAUGAAAAUAAGUCUUUGAUUUUUGUGAAACUUACAGAUUCUGCGUUCCGUGCUAUUGAAGAAUAUUUGAGGAAUAAGCUAUCCUCUGUGGCACGAGUAAUUAUUUGUGCAAAUGCUGACAUAAGGAUACCCAAGCUGAGGAGUGCAGAAAACCACAUAAAUGUACCUGUGGAACCAUAUGGAGUGAAGAACAGAAUCAGCGCCACACCACAAAUACAGUUCCUAGGAAAUGAAGGGCACUUAUCGUUCCCAUCUAGCAACGAAACGAGUCACCGUUUCACAUUCAACCUCACCAGCAAUGCGGACAUCGAGGGGCCCCAAGGCAGCUUUGAGUGCAUUCAGCAGAACAGCACAAAGAACCUGGAGAAUCUGGGGGCGCUGCAGUGCAAAAUGCGCAUUCAGGCCAAGGACGACGUGUACGAGGCCACUCGCCAUAGGAUGGCCGUAGCAGAAGAGGCGCAGAAGAAGAACCGGGAACGACUUAUUCAAAUGCUUGCUGUUAGGAACUAUAAAAAGCCUGAAUUAGUUGAUCGUUUAUAUAGGGAUGGACUGAGAGAAAGAGACAAAAAAGCGAUGACAGAUGUACUGAAACAAGUCUCCAUGCUUCGUGACAACACCUACCAGCUCUUAAGACACUUAUGGAAUGAUGUACAGGAAAAUUGGCCCUUCUACUCAGAACAGGAGCGGCAGAGUCUCAAAAGGUGAAUUUUGUUACCAUUAUCUAAUACUUCUAGGUCCAGUUGAAUGUAACAAAUUAAAGAUGCUAUUGUAGGAACUUUUACUUAAAACCACUAGAAAUGGGACUGGCUUGAAAUCUCAAAUUUAGAUUGAGAAUAAGAUAUAGUAAAUUUUUUGGGCUUAAACACAGCUGAUAAAAGAUUAUGUGAAGACAGAAUUAUAAGCUUCAAACCUAUUAUUUAUAACACAUGCUUAACUAAACAAG
Molecule: messenger RNA, 1222 nt
Organism: Gryllus bimaculatus (two-spotted cricket)
Lineage: Eukaryota; Metazoa; Arthropoda; Insecta; Orthoptera; Gryllidae
Source: the annotation of a GenBank genome assembly